AUGAACAAGAGAGUGCUAUUUGCUUUUUAUAAGGGCGGCUGGUACUGCAAGCCCACUCUCCACUGGCAGAUGCUGGGGUUCGAGGAUGUGAUCGCGGAGCCCGAGCUCACCCACUCCUUCGACAGAGUCUGGAUCUGCAGCCACGCUCUGUUUGAGCUCAGCAAGUACGUGAUCUACAAACUCCUGACGCUGGUCCUUGCCAUACCCCUGGCCCUGGUCGUGGGGAUCAUCUUCGCGGCACUCAGCUGCCUGCACAUCUGGAUUGUGGUGCCUUUUGUGAAAACCUGUCUCAUGGUCUUGCCUUCAGUGCAAACUGUAUGGAAGAGCCUGACAGAUGUUUUUGCUGUACCGUUCUUUCAGAGCCUAGGCCGAUGCUUUGCCAUGGUUAAUAUACGCCUGGACCAAGAGUAAACAUCAGGGAUGUGACACUGCAGUAGUCAGGGCUGGUGUUAUACUUCUUUGCUAACCUAACAUACAAGCACUUACCCUUCAUUCCAAAGAGUUAAUUACAAUGGCUGGUUUAAGUGGGAACAUGAUAUUUUUAUUAAAACUCAUUUUUUAUCAGGGAGAUCCAUUUAAGAAUAAGUAGGCAGUUUUCAUAGCUUGCUGUUUUAACAACAGUGGUUGCAGAGUAUAUUGGCAACACUUUAUUUUAAUGGUACAUUGAUUGCUAGAUUACAGGAGAAUUCUCAUGGAGGUUUAACAGCCACCACAGUGAUAAUGAUUGGCAUUAUUACUAUAAAUAUUUCAAUGAAUAGGCUGUCAUACCUUAGACAAAACUGAUCUCUAGGGUUUCACAUUGACUUUACUGCAGUUCCACCAGGGAUCAUUUUUGGCUUCACUGUGCAAAAUGAUAAACACAGUCCUCUGUUAUCAGCAGUUAAAGUGAAUGUGACUCAUUGCAUAAACAUACAGGGAAAGGAACUGUUGUGUAAUUCUCCUAUAUUGAAGGUGAGAGGGAAGCUCCCUAGAAGUUUAUCAUUUAAAAUAAGGUGUUAGCUAAUGAUUUGUAACAUCAGCUAAUCUGUAUAUUUUAUUUAAUGAGAGGUUAACUUUGCUGUAUAUUUUGUACCUUUGUAAAUUACACUUGAUUGGUUUUCUUUGAUGCAUUAUUUCUCUAGUAUUUGAAUUCUAACCAACUUAUUAAGCAGCAAGAGUGAGAUGCUGCAAAAAAUAACUUUAGAUUAAACUAACUUAAUUAGAUAACUUAAGUAAAUUUUGUGCAAUUCUAGUAUAUUAAUUAUAAAUGAUUGCGUGUAAAAGCAAAAAUUAUAAGUGUUUUCAUACACAACUGUGCAAAAGAGCUGGAAAUAUCUGUUUAUGAGAAAUGGUUUUUAUUAAAAUGGGGUAUAGUAAACACAA
Messenger RNA from Manacus vitellinus (golden-collared manakin), 1362 nucleotides. RefSeq names its product caveolin 2 (gene CAV2). The transcript is spliced from 3 exons. Gene Ontology annotation, molecular function: protein kinase binding; molecular adaptor activity. NCBI's taxonomy places the organism in Eukaryota, Metazoa, Chordata, Aves, Passeriformes, Pipridae. Bases 1 to 411 code for a protein of 136 amino acids. Gene Ontology annotation, biological process: negative regulation of endothelial cell proliferation; insulin receptor signaling pathway; positive regulation of MAPK cascade. The record is from RefSeq and is a predicted model, not a curated record. Gene Ontology annotation, cellular component: cytoplasmic vesicle; perinuclear region of cytoplasm; Golgi apparatus.